This is a messenger RNA of Camelina sativa (false flax), 2217 nucleotides long. RefSeq names its product polycomb group protein FERTILIZATION-INDEPENDENT SEED 2-like. The record is from RefSeq and is a predicted model, not a curated record. Gene Ontology annotation, molecular function: chromatin DNA binding. Gene Ontology annotation, cellular component: nucleus. NCBI's taxonomy places the organism in Eukaryota, Viridiplantae, Streptophyta, Magnoliopsida, Brassicales, Brassicaceae.
AUGGCUAGUACGUCCCAACCGGAGAAGGAAGUGGUAGUGAUUUCUUCUGAUGACGAUGAUGAUGACAAUGGUGAUGAUGAUGCAAAUAUCAUUAAAUAUAUCAAACCUGUCUCAGUAUACAAAGAACUUCGAACUCGCUCAAAAAAGAACCCAUAUUUACGUCGAAGGUGUUUGAACUACAUAAUCAAAGGGAAGAAAAAAAAGAAGUCAAAUUCAAGAGUGACAAUAAGAUUCAACUAUAGGGAUGUGAGAAACAAAAAAACACUAAAAGCUGAAGUUGUGGAAAAAUUCUCUUGCCCAUUUUGCUUGAUGCCAUGUGGAGGCCACGAGGGCCUGGGACUCCAUUUGAAGUCAUCACAUGACGCCUUUAACUAUGACUUUUAUCGGGCAGAAGAAGAUCAUGGCCCGGAAGUUGAUGUCUGUUUGAAACCGGAAACAUUACAAUUUGGGGUGCUAAAAAAUGAUUUGGGAAAUCCACAAUACAACCCUUUUAUGUUUGUCUCAAAACGUCGUAAGGGAAGAAGAGAAAGAGAUAUGUGGAGGCGACUUAAACCACGCUUUUUGAAGUUGCCUUUAGACGAGUUACCUCGUAGCACAGAAAAUGAUGAACUUAGUCAUGCGAACGAGGAUAAUGUCUCAUCGCCACCAAGAGCUCAUUCUCCGGAGAAGACUAGCGACGUUUUAACUACGACUCAACCAGCAAUAGCUGAGCCUUCUGCACUUGUGGUGCCUCCUGUUAGUGAGAGAACAGAGUUGUUUGCUGAGUCUUCGGAGAAGACUAACGACAUUUUAACUACGACUCAGCCAGCAAUAGCUGAGUCCUCUGAACCUGUGGUGCCUCGUGUUAGUGGGAGAAAGGAGUUAGUUGCUGAGCCUUCUGAACCUGUGGUUCCUCGUGUAAAUGGGAGAAAGAAGUUAAUUGCUGAGCCUUCUGAACCUGUGGUGCCUCAUGUUAGUGGGAGAAAGAAAGUUGCUGAGCCUUCUGAACCUGUGGUGCCUCGUGUUAGUGGGAGAAAGAAGUCAAUUGCUGAGCCUUCUGAACCUCUGUUGCCUCGUGUUAGUGGGAGGAAAAAGUCAAUUGCUGAGCUUUCUGAACCUGUGGUGCCUCGUGUAAGUGGGAGAAAAAAACCAAUUUCUGAGUCUUCUGAACCUCUGUUGCCUCGUGUAAGUGGGAGAAAAAAGUUAAUUGCUGAGUGUUCUGAACCUCUGGUGCCUCCGGUUAGUGAAAGAAGAAAGUUAUUUGCUGAGUCUUCUUCUGAACUUGUGGUGCCUCCUGUUACUAGGAGAAAAAAACAAGUUGCUGAGUCUUCUUCUGAACCUCUGGCACCUCCUGUUAAAGGGAGAAAGAAACUAGCUGCUGAGUCUUCUGAAACUGUGGUGCCUCCUGUUAAAGGGAGAAAGAAACAAGUUGCUGAGUCUUCUGAACCUGUUAGAGGGAAAAAGAAACUAGUUGCCGAGUCUUCUGAACCUGUGGUGCCUCCUGCAAGUGGGAAAAAAAAAUUAGUUGCUGAGUCUUCUGAACCUGUGGUGUCUCCUGUUAGUGGGAGAAAACAUUUACCUGCUGAGUCUUCUGAACCUAGUAGGAGAAAAAAGUUAUCUGCAGAGCAAUCCGAGGAUAAAGGACAUGAGCCUCUUAGGAGUCGGCAGUUCUAUCCCUCCCACACAAUGCAGCCAAUGACCUUUGAGGAAGUAAUGUCUAAUGACGAUAGCGAUAAUGAAACUGAUGAUAAUGUUUUAGAUCUUCAAGAACGCCUGAGAUUUGAACGUGUUACGGGUUUGAGGAGAGAGCAAAACCGAUACAUGUUUCUUUGGAACAUAUUUAUAAGAAAGCAAAGGGUGAUCGCGGAUGCACAUAUUCCUUGGGCAUGUGAAGAGUUUACAAAACUUCACAAGGAAGAGUUGAAACGUUCUCCGUCUUUCGAUUGGUGGUGGAGAGUGUUUAGGAUUCGCCUGUGGAAUCAAGGCCUUAUCUGCGCCAAAACCUUCAACAAUUGCACAACUAUCAUGAUCCAAACUACCAUGAUCCAGAAGAAGCCGGAUGAAGCAGGUCCAUCCACCUCUCACCAACCUGCUGCUAAUUCCAACACAGAACAGUCCAUGGAAAUUGAUGCGUAACAACAGUGACCAUAUGGAGACAUUCAGAUCUUUCUUUUAUAUGUAGUGGUUAUCAAGACUGCGAUUUCUAUCCGGUUUUUAUUUCGUUUCUUUUAAAAAACC